This is a messenger RNA of Daldinia loculata, 7215 nucleotides long. RefSeq lists its product as uncharacterized. The transcript is spliced from 3 exons. The record is from RefSeq and is a predicted model, not a curated record. NCBI's taxonomy places the organism in Eukaryota, Fungi, Ascomycota, Sordariomycetes, Xylariales, Hypoxylaceae. Gene Ontology annotation, molecular function: methyltransferase activity; ATP-dependent chromatin remodeler activity; ATP binding. Bases 1 to 7215 code for a protein of 2404 amino acids.
AUGCCGCCGAAACGCUCUGGCGCGCCACGCAAAGUGGCUGCCAGCAGCUCCCGGGCGAAAAAACGCGCCAAUGAAGGCCCUCCUGAAGGAGUAAAUCCUAACCAAGACCAAAAUGGCGGCCGAGCAAAGCGGCAGAAAGUUGGCCCCAAGGAGCCCAACACUAACAACAAUGGUGGCCGAGCAAAGCGGCAGACACAAGCCUCAAAAAAAUCUGAUGAUCCUGAGGAUCCUGACGAUUUUGAGGAUUCUGAAAAUGACGAAUAUUAUGAGGAUGACGAGGAUACUGGUUCCGAUCCCAGUAAUGGGUUGGAUCAAAGCUUACCUCCAGUUUCGAAUGUCUACGCUGCUUUUCAAGACAUUGCACGCCGAUCGCAUGACUUGCUCAAUGAUAAUAGCCGAAUUCAUCUUCGGGUCGCAACCAUGUGUUCUGGCACGGACGCUCCGAUAUUUGCGUUAAAGAUGCUUGAAGAAUCAUUUGAUCGAAUGCAACUCGGAAGACAGUUCUUGAAGUUUUCUCAUAUCUUCAGCGCUGAAAUCGACCCGGUCAAACAGGCAUAUAUAGCGCGCAACACAGAAGGAGCUAUCAUAUUCAAAGAUGUUCGAGAUUUCAUCGAACCUAAAGACCUCAAAGCGCCUACUGCAAUGGGUGCAAUGGAAAAGAUCCCCGGGGACAUCGAUCUUCUUGUUGCCGGUUGUUCUUGUCUGGACUUUUCCACGCUCAACUCACAGAAGCGUAAGGACUAUUCCGAAGAUGUCAUUACGACUGGGAAGAAGUUAAUGGAUUACAUCGAGAAAAAUGGUGAAGGAAAUGGCUACGACGAAUCGCAUUUUGAAGUGGUCAAUGAUGGAUUCAACCGCCUUCUCAUGAACAUAAACAACAUGGGUACUUCGGGUCAGACAUUCUUUUCGAUGCUGAAGUAUGUUAAGGAUCGACGACCUAAGGUUGUUAUCCUAGAGAAUGUCAUGGGAGCUCCCUGGAAGAACACCGCAGACAUAUGGUUCCCUUUUGUCGGAUAUAAAGCCGCCUUCGUUAAGGCAGACACCAAAAACUUCUAUAUCCCUCAAACUCGUAACCGCGGCUAUCUUGUUGCUGUUGAUAGGGGCGUUUUUGAGGGCAAGAUCGCAGACGACAUUAUCGACCGAUGGUCUAGUUUGAUGACAAGAGAUCUUGUGAGACGCGCAUCUACCCCUAUAAAUUCGUGGUUACUUCCUUCGGCUCACCCGUUGACCGAACGAGCCCGCCAAGAUGAUUCGGAGAAGGCAUUAGCUCCAGUCUCGAAGCCUGCCGACUGGGAACGCAGCAAGGCUCGUCAUCUACUGGUUCGCGAAAAAGAAGGACUCGGCGAAUCUCAUCCACUCACAAAUUGGAGUCUGUCCCAACCAGGGCAGCUUUAUGAUCGUAUGGAUCGACUUGUGACUCUCACACAACCGAAACGUGUUCUAGACUGCAUCGACAUCAAUCACUUGCGAGCGUUGAAAAAAGGUUAUGACUCGAGGUUCAAGAACCGUAUCCAUGAUCUCAGCCAGAACGUAGACCGAACCCAUAUCAACACUCCGUUUGGAAUAACUGGUUGCAUCACUCCUAACGGUAUACAUUGGGUAACAGACCAGUGCAGAAUUCUCUCUGGCUUUGAGAUGCUAGGCUUACAAGGACUACCACUCAACCGGCUCGAAUUCGCAACUGAGACCCAGGAAGAUCUUCGGAGUCUCGCUGGCAAUGCGAUGAGCACGACAGUGGUUGGUGCCGCCAUGGUGGCUGUCUUGAGAGCGAUCCAAGAAAGUUCCCGCAGUCUAAACGACGUCUUUCCUGUACCGCUGAAGAAGACCCAGGUGAAAAUCGAUCGGCAGGUCAUAGAUUCCAAAUUGGAAGAAUUUCCAAGCUUCAGCACAAUGACUGUUCGAUCUUUUCAGAUGUCAUCUUUAACAGAACUUUUGGGAAGAUGCCGAAGAUAUUGCUUUUGUAAUGGAUCGGCGAAGUAUAGUACUGAUGAUUUCCUGGAGUGUACAAUAUGUUCUACCAUUCGCUGCAAGUGGUGCGCUGGAAAUCCGCCACACAGCUUCGCCCCAACAAAGCGGCCCUCAAACUUCUUACUCUUAGGAGAAGUAGAGCAAGAGGUCAUGCAAUUCUUACCGAGCGUAAUUACGGAUCUAGUCGCCGUAGAGUACCUGGUACCGACUAAUCUUGCUCCAAGGACAGCCAUCACAGCUUAUCCUUCCAUUAUGAAGCAUCUCGCACAUACAACUUUUUACUACCAGAGCACCCACGUCACAGAGGUAGUGACCAGUGCAUAUGGGGAAGAGUUUCGAGAGCAGUUGGGUUUGGACCAUAUUCGGCUGGGCCAACCCAUCGCAAAGGCCACGAUCCAUGAAGACGCCCUUAGUAUCCUUCCCACGCCUGCUUCUUGGAAGUUCUGGCGUUUCAAAUCAGAACGGCUCCAAGUGGAAAUCAUGAAGACUGGUGGUACUCUACAGGUCAUGGCGAUUAAUGUAGAAAACCCUCUCGCACUUCCGGCGGACUUGCAGGAAGAUUUAUAUGCAGCUUGUGGGAAGUACUACCAUCAACCCGACUGUGACGCCCCCGAGAACAGUCUCCAUGUUCUUGAUGGAAGGAAGUUAUUUUUCUUCAAGGAGUCUACCCGAACUGGAACACCCGAUCGAGAUGGUUAUAUCAUUUCGGAAGAGUGUCGUUUAUUGGAAUCUCAUGAAUAUCGGGAGGUCCUACUUAAGUUCAAGGCCUGUGUGGACCUCCAGAAGCUAGACCCAGGUAAAGGAACUCUCGAUGCCCGAGUGGAUGGGUUUUGGGUGAGCUCACAGGCUAUAAACCACGGGCUUUCCUCCACUAUUGCAAGCCACAAACGCCUAGAGUGUUUCAAGGUUCCUAAUUCAAAGCGCUUCAUCAUUCGCGAAGAAGACCCGGAACAGCAGAUUCUAGCUGAAGCGCUAUUCACGAAAGAUAAACAUUGCGAUCAAUAUGGCAUCAUCAAUAAAUAUGAGUCUCUUAGCGGGAUUACAGGAAAUUGGGUCACGGUUGAAAAACUUGAGCUUCCUCAAUUUCAUGAUUUUGUUUCCCAUAUUAAUGUCAAGCUCGCAAGCCUUGGAUGUCUCGAGGUCAACUUUGAGAUAGUGGACAUCGACUCUUGGAUUAAGGCACUUGAAGAUUGGAGGACUAGGGUUGAUGUCCAGGACUCUCCUUUCGGACAGCUACCGCGAGCCCAAUGGCUCAAAGUCAGUUUUAAAGCUGGUGCCAAACGCAAAGUCGGUACUAGAUGGAUUCAACACCACCAUUCUGAUGCGAUGGCGGCAUUCGAAAGCCACGCGAAGAAACAAAUCCCACCCUUCGAAGUAAGGGUAAAGGUUCACCCAACCUUGUUGGAAGACGUACAGUUGGGAUACGAAGGCCAGUUCGUCGCCGCGGUACAAUACUUAAUCAAUCAUAAGACUCUUGGGCGUACAGCAGCAGCAUAUUUGCCACCAACUAAAAGCUCUACCGCCAAAUUAACUGCGUAUACCCGGGUCGAGCGCAAUGCUAUCCUGUCCGAGAACAUGCAAGUGAAUUCUGGCUCCGGGAAGCACAGCUUCGUGCCCUUCCGGGAGUCGUUAAAAAGCUUGGCAGAGUUUCCGCUUCCUGCAGACAUUCAGAUGAAAAUGUCUAUAAAAAUGAAAUCGUUCGGAACGAAGCUGAGCAAGUCCCAGUCGCGAUCUCUUGGUUGGACGCUUUGGCGUGAGAUAUGUGAGCCAGAAUUCACGGAACGAGAGAUCGAAGAGGAAAUUGUUCCCGAUCUUAAGCUCCGGCUUAUUGGUUGUGCUGAACGCAAAGCUUGUCACAAUGGAGGCAUACUUGCGGACGACGUCGGCUACGGAAAGACUAUUAUUAUGUUGGCACUCAUGCACUGCCAAGAGGAGUUUGACAAAACAGUGUCUUCACAGCUACGUACUACCAAGAACCCGUGCCGUAUGCAUCUAAAUGCUAGUCUUGUGUUGGUACCUUCACAUCUAGUCGAUCAGUGGGCUGAUGAAGCGGGAAAAUUUCUCCUCAUCAAGUCUACGGAAAUAGUCAAAAUUAAGGGACUCGGCGACCUGAAGGACACCGCAGCUUGGGGUACCCUUAAUAAGCUUCAAAAGGCGAGGCUUGUUAUUGUGAAUGUUGCAUGCAUUGCAAACAUUGAAUAUUACGAAAACCUUGCUAAGUUGGCAGGAUCUCUUAAUCCACCCUGCGUUAGGGAUAAUUUCAGAAAGGGUUCCAGCGCUGUUCCUCUCCAGUCUCGCGCCUUUGAAGAUUGGUAUGAGGAUGCAGCGUCUGCAGCUGGGGACUAUGCCGGAAAGCUGUUGAGAUUAUGCACAACAAACUACAGUGAUGGAAAGCUCAUGGCCCUGUAUCAUGAAAUUGAGGGCCGCCGAAACGCGCAUAGAAAAGUAUAUCAGGACUUCUCAAAGAACUAUGAAAGUUCGGUUAUAAACUCGGCUAUGCCAGUGCAGCCAGAAGCAUCUCAAAGAUUCAACUCACCUUGGGAGAUGAUUCCGUCCAAACCAACAAAAUUCACUCACGUGUUAGAAGCUUUUACCUUCGCUCGAGUAGUGUACGACGAAUUCUCCUACGAAGGAUUUCCAUCAACCCUUUUCGUCGCCAACUCGCAAGCCCAUUCGAAGUGGGUUCUAUCGGCAACGCCACCCACUAGAGACUUAGCAGCUAUAUGCUAUACCGCGAAGCACUUUAACGUUCACGUUGCACGACCAAUUCACCGCCGACAGGGGAUGCCUCGGAUCACUCAUGGCCCGGAGUUGGAGGAUAGAAGUAAUGCGGAAGAUUUACAGCUUCUCAAGUUCUCGUCAGACCAGACCAUUCGUGAGAGACACCAACAGGGAAUGAAGUUCCUGGAGCAUUUUGCGACUUCUAAUCCCCUCGACCAAGAUCUUUCUGGUGGAAUUGAGGUCGAAGAAAAAGUUGUGGUAUGCGAGAUGAGUCCUUACGAAUUCGUCCACUAUCACGACCUAGAGCAAGAUCUGCGGGCUCAUAACUUUGACGCGAAUAUGCUGCCAAGGGAAUCCCGUGUCUUCUUGCAACCUCUGGUUGGUGACGAAUGGGGUGCGGACGGGAAGCAAGUCGGCACCAGCGCAUUAAUUCACCGCUCUUCUCAGGGAAACUGGCACAGGGGAGAAUAUUCCACGUCAUGUCUUAUAGAACAGCGACGUUCUGUGCGCCUCAAUGCCCUUCGAGUUUUCAGAAUCACAGCCGAGAAAGCCAUCUGGCUCUCCAAGCGUAUCUGGGACAAUGAGAAGGAGAAGAAUUUCGUCAAUGGUAGAAAUGCCACCACUGAUAUCUAUAUGCUUCUUAGAGAUAUCUGGAGGAAAGAUCUCGCCGAAUGUGGUGGACUUGAUGCCUGGCGUGAGCUAUCACGCGAAAUCGUCAUCAAGAAGGGAAUGCAAUAUGAAGAAAUGGUGAAGGCUGUCGAGACAAGCCACCCUGACUUCUGCAUGAGCGAAGAGAGAUUUUUUAAUGCUCUCAACACAUUGACCUCAAACACGUGGAUUGACUAUUACCACUUGAAGUUCGAUGAUCUUAAAGCCAUAGACGAACAAGAAGCUACUGCUCUGCUACAGGACCUGAGUCGUGUCAACAAUGGCGAAGGUAUAGAUCUGAUGGGGGGCGACGUGAAAACCGCUCUAAGCAUACUUGUCGAAGAAGGCCAAGGACAAUAUAUGAGACCAAAGGAGACUAUAAAGUCGCUAGAGACGAGGGUCACAAAUGAACAAGUGGAUGCAGCCAAGAACAAGCCAGGCCUUGAAAGCCUAUGCCGUGCCGCAGGUCUCUCUUUCAAGACCUCUGCUAAGAAGAGCGAUCUCACGACACUCUUAAAGUCUUAUGUGAAGGGAGAGCUUGAAGAAUCCAAUUAUGUUGGAUACCUCAAAUGCGGGGCGAUGAAGAUUUAUAGGUAUCCCCUAAUCGGUGGAAUGACCAAGAUUCGAGGUGGGAAGUAUACCUUCACUGGAAAUGAUGUGAGCAACACGUCGAUUGAGUUGCGCAAGACUUUUGAGAAAGUCAUUUAUGCCAUCAGACAAGAGCGAAUUACCAAGAAUCUUAUGUCGGAUAAGAAGGAAAUGAACUGCGAUCUGUGCGGACAAAUGGUGCCCAGAGAAGAGCUACACAUCGUUUGCGAAUGUGGCCACCUACUUUGCAAAAAACAUCUCAACUCAGUUCAUUGUGGCGGAGAUGAUAGUGAGCGUUGCUCAUCUUUGCUGAAAGACGCAACUAUGUCAUUGAAGAUGGUCAACAACCCUCAGCGGCGUCUCGACCUCGGUGUUGGCACGCAGAAGGAUGCCCCGUGCCCUAAAAUCAGCUCCAAGUUCCAGAUGUUGGCCAACACAGCUAAAGCAAUUCCUGCUGGUGAGUUUGGUCUUGUAUUCUUUCAAUACAACAGCCAGCUCGAACAACUGAAGCACACACUGAGAAAAAAUGGAAUUGGAUUUUUCCAUCUCACUGAUUCCGAAGCCAAGUCUCUCAGUAAAAUGGACGAUCAAAUGAGGCCUCUUCGCAAAUUACAUAAUUUGAAAAGAUCCGACCUUCACAAUCGAUGCGACGAGCGUGGCCUUCAAUGGUCGGACAAAGAAAGUGACGAAGAAUUAAGAGGCAAGAUCAACGGCUGGAAGAAGCAGUUUGGAAACAGCGUAAAACAUCCUAAGCUUCGAAUCUUGCAGAUCAAUGAUGUUACGUCCGCAGGCUCGAACUUUCAAUAUGCCAAUCAUGUCAUGUUCAUAAGCCCCUUUGUGGUAGAGCUACAGGAGAACUACGAUUCCUGUAUGAAACAAGCGAUAGGCAGAUGCGUUCGUUAUGGGCAGAAGAAGACGGUGCAGGUUUACCACUUUGUCACCGCCAAUACCAUAGAGGUCGACAUCUUGGAGUUACGAACAAAGAGUCACGUCCUUGUUCGCCCCGGAAAAGCCAUUGGUAGACUCCGACCCGCUCCGCCGGUGGGCAAUGGGAUGAAGGAUCAUAGUCUUGCCCGUACUGGCGAAGAUACUCUCAUGUCUGAUGCGCCUGGAACUUCCCAGCCUGGUAAUGAUGAUUCCGACAUCACUAUGCCCGACCACAUUGAAGCUUCCGAUACCUCGGACAACUUAGAUGGAGAAGAGAGGAUCGGAUCAAACCUGACCACCCAGGAUAUUUGGAAAGCCAUGAAUGAACAGAACUGGCUGACCACGGUGGGCAUUGAGUACUAG